UUGAAAGAAGAGUGCCGAAGCGAUUCCACUUUCGCCGUUUUCUUUGUCACCGAUCCCCGUUUCGCCGAGUAUGAGAAAUUUCAUUUACUGGACGCUUGGAAAGGAUUGCCGCUGACAACAAGGACCACAUCAAACACCGUUUUCACAAAGAACGACUGUGAUUUUGCUUUGACUAUCCAGAGCUUUGACUAUUCCAUUGCCACCGUCGCU
This is a messenger RNA of Mesorhabditis belari, 210 nucleotides long. The record is from the annotation of a GenBank genome assembly. NCBI's taxonomy places the organism in Eukaryota, Metazoa, Nematoda, Chromadorea, Rhabditida, Rhabditidae.